This is a messenger RNA of Octodon degus (degu), 1500 nucleotides long. RefSeq names its product TBC1 domain family member 31-like. The transcript has a single exon. Gene Ontology annotation, cellular component: centrosome. NCBI's taxonomy places the organism in Eukaryota, Metazoa, Chordata, Mammalia, Rodentia, Octodontidae. The record is from RefSeq and is a predicted model, not a curated record. Gene Ontology annotation, molecular function: protein binding.
AUGCAGAGCACGGACCUGGGCAACAAGGAGAGCGGCAAGAUAUGGCACUGCAAGCCCUCACCGGCCACUCGAGAUGGAAUUAUAGUGAACAUCAUACAUAGCACUUCUGAUUAUCAUCUAAAAGUUAUGUGAUUUUUGAAUGUGGCUUUUGAUGGCUCAGGAGAUUGUUCAAUUGCUGGGGACCAUCAAGGAAAUAUCUAUGUUUUUGACUUGCAUGGAAACAGGUUUAAUCUUGUUCAGCGAACAGCACAAGCUUGCACAGCUCUGGCCUUUAAUCUUUGUAGAAAGUCUCAAUUCCUUGUGGCAUUAGAAGAUUAUUCUAUGAAAUGUUUUGAUACAGUCACCAAGGAGCUGGUUCACUGGAUGAGAGGGCAUGAGUCAUCAGUAUUCUCAAUAUCCAUGCAUGCAUCUGGGAGAUAUGCCAUCACCACUUCUUCUGAGACAGCACAACUGUGGGACCUGGAUACCUUUCAGAGAAAAAGAAAAUUGAAUAUUCACCAGUCUGUGGGUAUACAGAAGGUUUUCUUCCUACCUCUAAGUAACACCAUCCUCAGCUGUUUUAAAGAUAAUUCCAUCUUUGCCUGGGAGUGUGAUACUCUUUUCUGUAAAUGCCAAUUGCCAGCUCCACCUGAAAGCUCUAGUAUAUUAUACAAAGUAUUUGCUGUGACCAGAGAUGGCUGAGUUCUGGCUGCUGGAGGCAAAUCAAACCAUCUUCAUUUGUGGUGCUUAGAAGCUACACAGCUCUUCAGAAUUAUCCAGAUGCCUACUAAAGUCAGAGCUAUUCGACAUCCUGAAUUUCUUCCUGACUGUUUCGAUGCUGGUUCAAAUCAGGUUCUUGGCGUGCUAAGUCAAGAUGGAAUUAUGAGAUUUGUCAAUAUACAGACUUGUAAACUUCUCUUUGAAGUCGGAAGCCUUGAUGAAGGAAGUAGCUCAUCAGUAAUUAGCCCACAUGGGUGGUACAUCGCAUCUAUUAUGGAAAAUGGAAGUCUGAACAUAUAUUCAGUUCAAGCUUUAACACAUGAAAUAAAUAAGCCUCCUCCUCCUCUAGUGAAAGUGAUUGAAGAUUUGCCUAAGAAUAGAUUGAGUGCCAGUGAUCUUAAGAUGAAAAUAACAUUGGGAAGAGUGCAGCAGCCAGCGAAGUCUAGAGAAGGCAAAAUCCAGACUAGAAUAUUAAAACAAGACCUGAUGGGCAAUUUUGAAAAUAAAGAGAACGAGUUGUUAUAUGGAUUGAACACAAAGCACUUGCAAGUCUUAUUAAAAGGCUAUAGUGAAUAUCCAAAAAAGUACAGGAUGUUCAUUUGGUGCUCUUUGUUACAACUGCCUGAAAAUCAUACUGCAUUUAGUAGCCUAAUAGGUAAGGGUACUCAUGUGGCAUUUCUCAACCUUCAGAAAAAAUAUCCCAUCAAAAGUAGGAAACUACUCAGAGUGCUGCAGAGAUAUGUUCAGUGUAUUGCAACAAUAUGUGUGAAAUCUGUAAUGAUUACAGCCCUCUGUCUAUAA